This is a messenger RNA of Salvelinus namaycush (lake trout), 1046 nucleotides long. Its product is annotated as sialoadhesin-like. The coding region runs from base 111 to 1046 and encodes 311 amino acids. The transcript is spliced from 4 exons. The record is from RefSeq and is a predicted model, not a curated record. NCBI's taxonomy places the organism in Eukaryota, Metazoa, Chordata, Actinopteri, Salmoniformes, Salmonidae.
AUAAAGUCACAUCAACCUUCUGGUUCACCCAAAAAUAUGAUGUGGAGAAUUAUGUAAAUCUGAGAGAUGAACCAGUCUUCAAAGGUCGUGUGACGUACCAUAGCGAUAGGAUGAAUGGCCACACCCUGAGAAUCACAGACCUGAGAAAGAAGGACUCAGCUGAGUACAAGUUCAGAUUUAUAACAGAUCAGCCAGGAGGGAAAUAUUCUGGCUAUCCUGGAGUCACUCUGUCUGUUACAGACCUGCAGGUGAAGGUGACCACUACAUGGUGGUCAACGACACUGACCUGUAACACCACCUGUACUCUGACUGGUAACCCCACCUACAUCUGGUACAGGAACAGUAAGAUUGUACAAGAGAACUCCUCCCCCUCAUACUCAGUCUACUUUAAAACUGAAGACAGAUUCUACUGUGCUGUAAAAGGCAUCAAUUCUCCUGCAGUGUCUGUUGAGGGUCACAGUUAUUUCCACGUGACUUACACCAAUCAGAGUGUCUGUACCUUGAAGGGGUCAUCAGUGGACAUAUCCUGCUCUUAUACAUUUCCCAGUGGUCAUACAGUCUCUGAAACAAAAUGGUAUACAAAAGGAAAACUUGACGAGGCGCCUCGAAUCCUGAACCCGGGGUAUGGAGGUCGUGUGGAGUACCUUGGAAAUAUGCAGAGUGACUCCAUCCUGAGAAUCACAGACCUGAGAGAGGAGGAUUCAGCUGAGUAUACGUUUAGAUUCAGAACAGAUCAGACAACCUGGGAGCACACCUUCUCUGGAACAACUCUGACUGUCACAGUUCUGCAGGUGAAGGUGACUCCUGCCACUGUGUCAGAGGGACAGAAGGUGACACUGACCUGUAGCACCACCUGUACUCUGACUGACAACCCCAACCCCACCUACAUCUGGUACAAGAAUGGACAUGUAACCAACCAAUCUAACAGUCUGUUCCUAAACCCAGUCAGCAGUGAGGAUGCAGGCAGAUACUCCUGUGCUGUAGAAGGCCAUAAGGAUCUCCACUCUGCUGAAGAGACUCUCACUGUCAGAUGUGAGUAUGUGUGA